CGAAAACUGCUCUAAUGGUGUCAAGACGACCCCAAAACGCACUCAGUGAAACAUUUUCUUUGUUUAGUAAUACCGCGCGUUUACAACUGUUUUUCUGAAUGUGGCGCCUGUGGUUCAAAUCCUAGAAUGUCGCAGUUAUUGAAGCAGACAUUCAUCAAAGAUUACCUCAAGCGUUUACAAUAUUCAGGUCCUGUUUUACCAAACCUAGAAACCUUAAAUACCCUUCAUCGUCUUCACAUACUCAACAUUCCAUUUGAAAACCUCAACAACCUUCUACAGGAAGAAUAUCUUUGCACAAAAGAAGGUUUGUACGAGAAGAUUGUGCUUGAGCAUCGAGGAGGACUUUGUCACGAGCUCAACACGUCAUUUGCAUUUUUACUAAAAGAUAUUGGGUUUAGUUUGAUUCGUGUAGAGGCAAAAGUUUAUUGUAAUUAUAUGAAAAGUUGGGCUCCUUUGCCCACCCACCAGUUGUUAAUCGUGUAUUUGGGAGAAGAAAUAUGGAUUGUAGACGUUGGUUUUGGAGAAGGUUUUGCCGUACCAUUGCGCUUCGUAGAAGACGAAAUUCAAGACGCUGAAAAUGCAAAUUACCGAAUUAAAAAAGAUCUCGACGAAGCAGGUCAAAAGUGGUUCAUUAUUGAAUCAAGCAGCAGAAAUGUCGUUGCUUUACAUCUGUCCAAUGAAGCAGAAAAAAGCGAAGAUUGCGAAUGGCAGUACAUAUACAAAUUCAACCUUACACCCCGUUCUAUUCAGCAUUUCAGUAACGCCAGAAAUAUGACCCUCAAAUCUCCAAGUUCAACUUUUAACCAAGGUCUUGUGUGUACUCUGCUCCGACCUUGGGGAAGAAUAACUAUUUCUAGAUACAAGUUGAUAAAGAAGUACGUAAAAAACAAGGAAAUAUCCCGAAAGGAAGUGAAGAUGUUAGAAAACCAAGAAGAAGUGAUGUCAGUCCUGGAGAGUGAAUUUGGGAUAAAAAUACAACAUUUUGAAACCCCUCUAAAACUUGCGUAGGUCUCGAACCUUUUUUAAUUUUUGAAGGUUGAAAAAAUUGCAAUUCUAAAUUCUCUCUGUAUUAUCAAAAUUGGCCUUGUAACCUCAUUUUUUAAUUAAGAAGGUCUGUAACAGAGCGAUUAAUUUCUUACUGCGCAUGUCAAGGAAGACGGCGACUGUUUAGACCUGUCGAUUGGGGGUGUUCCAUUUUGGGGCAAAAGAUUCGUAUUUGAAAAAAGGGAGGGAGACUCCUUUCUUACAAUUUGUGACCAGUGAGACGAAGAGUAUAAGUGUCUGGAUUCAAAUACGAGAAUGUCACAUCA
Molecule: messenger RNA, 1310 nt
Organism: Actinia tenebrosa (Australian red waratah sea anemone)
Lineage: Eukaryota; Metazoa; Cnidaria; Anthozoa; Actiniaria; Actiniidae
Product: arylamine N-acetyltransferase, pineal gland isozyme NAT-3-like
Molecular function (GO): acetyltransferase activity
Source: RefSeq, a predicted model, not a curated record